Molecule: messenger RNA, 1218 nt
Organism: Ilex paraguariensis (yerba mate)
Lineage: Eukaryota; Viridiplantae; Streptophyta; Magnoliopsida; Aquifoliales; Aquifoliaceae
Source: the annotation of a GenBank genome assembly
AUGUGUCAGGCAAAAUUCAUAUCAGCAGAACAAACCACUGGUGUUACAUUCGAUGAUUUUGCCGGGCAGGAAUACAUAAAGAGGGAAUUACAAGAGAUUGUUCGAAUACUGAAGAAUGAUGAAGAGUUUCAAAACAAAGGCAUUUAUUGCCCAAAAGGUGUGCUCCUUCAUGGACCUCCUGGAACUGGUAAGACACUUCUUGCAAAAGCUAUAGCUGGUGAAGCAGGACUUCCUUUCUUUGCAGCUAAUGGCACCGAUUUUGUGGAGAUGUUUGUUGGUGUGGCUGCAUCUCGUGUGAAGGAUCUUUUUGCUAGUGCGAGAUCAUUUUCUCCUUCGAUCAUUUUUAUUGAUGAGAUAGAUGCCAUUGGUAGCAAACGUGGUGGACCUGAUAUUGGUGGGGGUGGUGCCGAGAGAGAACAAGGCCUGCUCCAGAUACUAACUGAGAUGGAUGGGUUUAAAGUUUCAACAUCACAGGUGUUAGUUAUUGGUGCAACAAAUAGAUUAGAUAUUCUUGAUCCUGCUCUAUUGAGAAAGGGACGUUUUGACAAGAUUAUAAGGGUUGGUUUGCCAUCCAAAGAUGGUAGAUUAGCGAUAUUAAAGGUGCAUGCUAGAAAUAAAUAUUUUCGUUCAGAAGAGGAGAAGGAGAGACUGUUGCUUGAAAUUGCAGAGCUUACAGAAGAUUUUACUGGAGCAGAACUGCAGAAUAUAUUGAAUGAAGCUGGCAUUUUGACUGCAAGGAAGGACUUAGACUACAUAGGACGAGACGAACUUCUUGAGGCCUUGAAGAGGCAAAAGGGAACAUUUGAAACGGGCCAAGAAGAUAGUACUGAAGUCCCUGAGGAAUUAAAGCUGAGAUUGGCAUACCGAGAAGCAGCUGUUUCUGUUCUGUCAUGCUACUUUCCAGACCCUCAUCGUCCUUUCACAGAGACGGAUAUUAAUUCCAUUCGUAGCCAGCCAAAUAUGCGCUACAUGGAGACGCCAGGCACGGUUUUUAAAAGGAAAGCAGAUCAUGUCAACUCUAUAGUGUGUGCAUGUGCUCCUUUUCAAUAUGUAGCCAGAGUAAUUGAGGAGGAGAUGUUUGGCGUUGACAAUUUGUGCUGGAUCUCUGCAAAAGCUACGUUAGGAGCAUCAAGACUUGCAGAAUUUUUGAUUCUGCAGACUGGAAUGACAGCAUUUGGGAACGCUUACUACAGAAAGAAAAAUGAUCUUGUGCCAAAU